Daldinia caldariorum is the source of this 1767-nucleotide messenger RNA. RefSeq lists its product as uncharacterized. Lineage: Eukaryota; Fungi; Ascomycota; Sordariomycetes; Xylariales; Hypoxylaceae. The record is from RefSeq and is a predicted model, not a curated record. The coding region runs from base 1 to 1767 and encodes 588 amino acids. The transcript is spliced from 2 exons.
AUGGCUACUCUGGCAGCAGACAUGUCUUUUGAUUUCACAUUCCCUUCAUGCGAGCCAGUCACGCCGCCGAGCUUCAACUUUGACCCGUCUCUCCUUGAAUUUUCAUAUCAUCCCGGACAUGCUCGCUCAAGCUCGUAUGGAUCCUUCUGCUCUACUGCCGAGACGUCGCCCCCCGACUCGGUCAGCACGCGGGUUUCUACCCCGUCUUGCUCACCACCUCCAAUCCGACAACAUGGACCCAUUCUUCUGCCCAAGAUCCGCUCUCAGGACCAGGCCAUCGACUCGCCCGCCAAGCGCGUCAAGACGUCGCCUGCUCCUACACCUAAGCCUAGCCGCCGUGCAAGCUUCCGCCCUUCGCACACACGGAGCUACACUAACCCGGAGACCCUGCACCACUUCUCAAACGCAUUCUUUACGUCCCAGGAGGAUCAAAAUACUUUGUCUCAAUCGCUUCUAUGCUCUCCCAUUACCUUCCCUCAAGAUAACAUGAACCAGCCUCGCCGCGCCUCAGCUGUCAGCCUCGACGGUGCAACGCUUGAGAAGUUCGGCUUUCCCACUUACCGUCAGAUGCCGUCGUACAUCUCGGCUGUUCCCCAACCCCAGAACGAUCAGUUCUUCUACAGCUACGCGCCUCGCGCCCCUUCUCCAUUAAGCAUCUCUUCCACACCCACACCUGAUCCUACCCCAUCCACCACUCUCAUGAACUACCUCACAACAUCCAAUCCUGCCCCGUCACUGGUGCGGACCAUCUCGUUCCCGAUGCGAGACCCUCACACCAAGCACUUCUGGUGGGAUGUUCGCCAAGUCCGAUCCUGGACAAGCUUCAACUUGAAUACCAUUCUUUCUCUCCCCGGUGCAUCUGGACUCCUAGACUGCCCGGUCCCACAACCACUCCUCCCCCAGCCCCCGACCGGUGCGCGGCACCCCGAGACGGAGGCCGCGCUCCACGCCAUCUACGCCUCUUACUACAUUCCCAAGCUCAACUCGGCUCUCGCGCUUUCCUCUCAGCGACCCGUGCAGCUCUCCGUCCCCUCAUCCAAAGCUACCAUGGUCACCGCGACGACCAGCUCGUCGUCUUCCAACGACCACGUGUUCGUGGCUAACGUCGCUGGCGAGUCCUCCACGGCGGCGGCCAUCUUCGGCGGCAAGCCGACGGCGCGCGUCGUCGGCCUCGUCAAGUCGUUCGACCGCUUCAACACGGGCAUGCGCGUCGAGGGCAACAUCAAGCGCGUCGAGUACCUGCGCGGGCUCGCCCACCUGCACCACGCGAUGCGCGAGCACGGCACCCGCUACGGCUUCAUCCUCACGGAGAUCGAGCUCGUCGUGUGCCGCAACGGCGCCGAGGCGACGCCGCACUUCGGCUUCCUCGAGGUCGCCAGCGUGCAGCUCGCGGCGACGGCCGAUUCGUCGCCCCGCGACGAGGGCGACGAGAUGCCGCUGACGGCGUGUCUUGCGCUCUGGGGCCUGUGCGUCAUGGCUAGCGACGACGGCGUCAACGGGCACGGCCUGGGCCUGGGAUUGGGUCUGGGACUGGGGCAAGGGCACGGCCAGGGCCAAAGCGGACAGGCGGUGGUCCCCUGGAAGGCGGGGAUAGGCGCCCCCGCGGAGGGCACGAGGAGAAAGGCGCUGCCGAGGGACGACUGGAUGCCGCAGCCGCAGCUGGCGGAGAAGCGGGAGGCGAAGCGCGCCCGGGGCUGGGUUUUCCCCGAGGAGCCGGUGGGGCGGAAGGAGCUUGGGAAGAGGGGGGUGCGGUACGGCGGUUGUUAA